AAAUGCGAUCUUUUCGGUAGCGAUAUCGAUGAAAGAGAGUAUAUAGGUCUGUCGGCGUUUGACGUCAAGGCUCUGACAUACUGCGAGCUGCAAUGCAUUCGUUUGGAUCAACAGCUAGUAAGCCUUCUGACGCAGUAUCCUGAUUAUCGAUGCGAGUUUUCUGCAGCUCUGCACGACGAGCUUUCAUUCAACAUUCGAGAGGGCUACGAUCCGUCGGUAGGUUAA
This is a messenger RNA of Protopolystoma xenopodis, 225 nucleotides long. The record is from the annotation of a GenBank genome assembly. NCBI's taxonomy places the organism in Eukaryota, Metazoa, Platyhelminthes, Monogenea, Polystomatidea, Polystomatidae.